GAACAGACUUGAACAUGGCUGAUCAACCGACAAAACAAAAGCUAUGGGGUGGGCGGUUCACGGGAAAGACAGAUCCUCUUAUGCACGCGUUCAAUGAGUCUCUGAGCUACGACAAGCGCAUGCAUGCCGCCGAUAUCAAGGGCUCCAUUGCAUAUGCCAAGUCUCUGACUCUCAUUGGCAUCUUGACGAAAGAUGAGGAAGCGAAAAUUGUUGAAGGUCUCAAGAAAGUUGGCCAGGAAUGGGAGAACGGCACUUUUGAGGUGAAACCUGAUGAUGAAGACAUUCACACCGCGAAUGAGAGGCGAUUGAGCGAGUUGAUUGGUCCUCUCGGCGGCAAGUUGCACACGGGACGUUCUCGCAAUGACCAAGUGGCCACGGAUAUGCGCAUCUGGCUCCUUGAUCAAGUGCAGGACAUCACACAGUCUCUGAAGGCAUUCAUUCGCGUCAUGGUAGAACGCGCGGAUAAGGAGAAAGAUUAUCUUCUCCCUGGAUAUACUCACCUGCAACGCGGCCAACCCAUCAGAUGGUCACACCUGCUCCUAUCACACGCCUUCUCCUUCCAUGCAGACUAUCAGCGCCUCCAGCAGCUGAUUCCCCACAUCUCCGUCCUGCCCCUAGGUUCUGGUGCCUUGGCAGGCAACCCUUUCGCUGUCGACCGCGAGUUCCUCGCCAAGGAGUUGGGAUUCCAGUUUCUUGCUGAGAAUAGUCUGUACGGUGUCGGUGACCGCGACUUCAUCGCAGAGUUCAUGAUGUGGGCGAGCCUGACAAUGGUGCACCUGAGUCGGAUGGCUGAAGAUUUGAUCAUCUACUCUACCGCUGAGUUUGGAUUUGUCACGCUCAGUGAUGCGUAUAGCACUGGAUCGAGUAUCAUGCCUCAAAAGAAGAAUCCUGAUUCCUUGGAACUUCUCCGGGGCAAAUCAGGGAGGGUAUUCGGCAAUAUGUCAGGUUUCUUGAUGACGUUGAAAGGCUUGCCUUCCACGUACAACAAGGAUCUUCAAGAGGACAAGGAGCCCUUAUUCGACUCCGUUGCCACUAUCUCGGCAUGCCUAAAAAUCUCAGAAGGUGUCAUCUCCACUAUGGAGGUGCACGGGGACAAGAUGCGCAAAGCGCUGACCAUGGACGUCCUUGCUACGGAUCUCGCGGACUAUCUGGUCCGCAAGGGAAUACCGUUCCGGGAGACCCACCAUAUCUCUGGGCGAGCCGUGGCCUUGGCUGAAGCCCGAAAAUGUCAACUGAACGAGCUCUCACUCCAAGACUACAAGAGCCUCAAUGAGAAGUUCGAAGAGGAUGUUCACCAAGUAUUCGACUUUGAGGCGAGUGUAGAGCGGCGACAAGCCAUCGGGGGACCUAGUAGAAAGAUGUUGGAGAGGCAGAUUUCGGUCUUGAGGAAUGCUUUGGAAAACUAAACUGCGCCUUUGUCCUGCCGUAGUCGUUGCACAGUUCAUGGCUAUGUUUCAAUCUUAAUUCCAACCGAAACAACGAAGGCUUCAGCCACCCCGCCCU
Gloeophyllum trabeum ATCC 11539 is the source of this 1503-nucleotide messenger RNA. RefSeq names its product argininosuccinate lyase. Gene Ontology annotation, molecular function: argininosuccinate lyase activity. The record is from RefSeq and is a predicted model, not a curated record. Gene Ontology annotation, cellular component: cytosol. Bases 15 to 1406 code for a protein of 463 amino acids. The transcript is spliced from 8 exons. Lineage: Eukaryota; Fungi; Basidiomycota; Agaricomycetes; Gloeophyllales; Gloeophyllaceae.